This is a messenger RNA of Lolium perenne, 972 nucleotides long. Lineage: Eukaryota; Viridiplantae; Streptophyta; Magnoliopsida; Poales; Poaceae. The record is from RefSeq and is a predicted model, not a curated record.
AUGCCGCUGGAGUGGUCCUGGGGCCUCCUUCCCCUCAGCUCCACCAAUCCUCCAUCUGCUGAAGCCUGCGAGCGUUUUCCUCGCAUUGCUGCGGAGGCACGAGGCCCUUGCCGCAAGCGCCCCUUGGACAAGGUGGACCCGGAUCCUUACGUGGUCGGGAACAAACACAAGAUGGGCCGGACCCAUACCUCGCGCCCCGAUCUCCCCUCAGCCAGUGCCAAUCGUCAGGUCGUGGAGCACGCUGCACCCCUGCAGGCAGAGGUUGGCCGGGAGUACCUGGACAACCUCACCUCGCGCGACCGCAAGAACAAGGCUCCGGCCUCCAAGGCCGGCCCGAGCGAGGAUCCACCCGCCAAGCGCUCCAAGAAGGGAACCGUCAAGCGCUAUCGGAGUCAGAUUCCGGUCGCUGCCGGGCAUGCCCUGAGCCUCACUAAGAGUGCCUCUGGUAUGAGGCCGGAGACUUCUGAGGAAGCCGCCAGAGCCUCACCUCCUCCUCAACCGAGUCCGAAGAAAAAGAAGAAGGCAACUGCCUCCCCCUCCAAGACCGUGCCGGAAACUUCCGCGCCGGCAAACUGUCCUCCGGCAAAGGAAACACCGGAAGCUCCUGCGCCACCCAAGGACGUGCCAGCACCCACGACGGCUGCGCCUACCGGCCAGCCAGCCGCUGACAAGCCACCUCAACCGGAAGGUGCGAAGCUCUCCGCCCAGCAACUUGCUGCGGUGGUCACGGCGGCAACUGCCCCUUCCUCCGGCUCGCGGUCGCUGGUUCUGCACGCCGGUCGCGCCGCUGUUGCGGCCGGUAAUAAGGCUUCAACUCAGCUGGGCCGAAUCACCGAGCUCAACCGCGGCGAGGCUAACGUGGGGCAUCUGCUUGAAUACGCUGAAAAGUGGAAUCAGGCGGACUUCUCCCCAGCGACCCGCGGCCUGGCCAACGCGCACCGCUCCGUUGGGCUCGGCCCAUUUCUUGUUUGA